UCCGACAAUAGAAAUGCAUUGGGAAUCACCAAGGUGGCCUGGGUAUAAAACGUUCUUGAUUGAUCUAUCGUUCUCUGCUCAAAACUGAAGUGAAUAAAGAGUUAAAGAUUGUGUCACCUUGAACCUCUUCAUUUAAGUACUCUCCAGACUGAAUGCACCACUCUCGAAACUAAAGUGACGGGUGUGUGAGAGGAGGUGGGUGAUAGAGAGUCAUUUGCCCGGGCUUUCUAUGAAGUGAACAUUUGAAUAUCAAGAAAUUAAUGAGAUGUACGGACAAUUUUUUUAUAAACCUGCAGUUGUCAAUUGCUGAAGAAAAUAUGACAAUUUAAAAAACAAAAUUCCGCAAACUUUGGGCUCGGUAAAGACACGGUUACACUGAUCCAGAACGUUAUGAAACUGAAAUUGAACUACUUUGGGCAUAUCACGCGCCACGAUUCACUCGUUAAACAUAUUCUGGAAGCAAAAGUAGAAGGAAAGAGAGGAAGUGCGAGGCAUAACAGAACAGAAGAACAGUAGGCCUACAUAGAAACCUGGAUUGAAAACCAAAACGACACCGGCAGGCAGAAUGGCAAGAGACAGGGCAUUUUAUUGUAGACAAAGGUUCUAGAAGCAUCGCCUCCCUUCUGGAGAAGUUUAGAAGAUGAAGAAGAGACUUUGGACUGUUCGAUUUUUAUUCCUUGCCUUCACAAUUCGUAUGUGGACACGAACGAGCGCAGAGACGGUCAGCGCCCUCUAGACUGGUUGUCCUACGUGUCUCCGGCACGAGAUGAGGAGGAGCAGAACAUGGAGGCCUAUCUCAAGGACGGGGCUGUCUACUACAGAACCCUCCGCAUCGUCAAGUCCGGCGAGGAGCUUCUGGUGUGGUACAGCAAGGACUUCUCACAGAUACUGGGCGUCCCAGAACUACAGACCAACUGCAAGAGAGAUGACGAGCAGUUCAUCUGCAGCCACUGCGGAGAAAUGUUUGACUUCCCGUAUCCUCUCAGAGCCCACCUCAAGUACAAAUGUUCUUUCACCAUAGACAACAAUCCUCAUAGCAAACUGCCCAUCCAACUGCCCGCUCCGCAAAACUUGAUUGUAAAUCCGAAUUCGUUUUCAAUGGAGGAAUCAACAGAAAACUCACAACCGCCAAAUCUAAGUUACAGAACAAACAAUAACACUAUGUUUAAAAUUUCGUCGAAGAGACAGCACAGUGACUCUAUUGAUGCAGAGUUUGACUCUAAAGCAAAGAGGGUGAAAACAGAAGAUAACUUUAGCAGAGUCAAAAAGAGUAGUGCUAUUUCACAUUCCAUAGAGGAGCUCAGCAAAAGUUAUGUCAGCAAAAGUCCUGAGCAGACGACAAGGGAGAACGGCCUUGACACUCACACAGCCAAUGUCAGCGCUUUCAGAAAGGUUGAAAGGUCACAUAGCCCAGAGGCGAUGGAUCAUCGGCUUGGCUCUCCAAACAGCUGCCUGCCUGGUCUCAAACCGGUCAACCACUGUCUUCGAACACCUUCCCCUGGCCCGACAGUUGCUUCCAGCCCUACCUCCUCUACCACCCCAGGACCUCACACGCUUCCAGUACACGAGUCUCGACAGUCUUCUCCAAACGCCAGACUGUCUGCUUCUCCCAGCGACGAGCCGUCUACGUCAUCCAUGCCUCCCCCACCCCCUCGAGCACCCAUCAAGUCAAUGACAUCGGGACUUCCCACAUCUCGGGCAGAUUACCCUAUGGCCAACGCCUCCAUAAUGGGGCUCUACAUGCCCAGACUCCCCAUGUUACCGGCUUCCGCGCCUUUGGGAAUUCCCGGUGGUAGUAUGAUGAGAGCGGGAAGUUCCCUUGGUGGGGGAGUCCGACUACCUCACUCCGCCUUCUCCGACCAGAUCCCCGCAGGCCUGCUGGAGAUGUGUAGAGCUACCAUACCCACAGUCGGGCCGCUGACAGAGUCCUUUGUCGCCAACAUUAGAAACAGUAACGUUCACGAGACAUUGGCCAAACAAGCUCUGUUUGCUGACAGACAUAUUUCAAGCCUUGGUUUCCUCAAGAGCACCAACCCAAUGGUAGAGAAGUUAUUACAGAGCACCAACCCCACCCUCCUCUCCUCCCCCAUCAACGCUCUCAACCUAUCACAGAACUGGUGCGCCAAAUGCAACGCCACCUUUCGAAUGACUUCGGACCUCGUCUACCACAUGAG
This is a messenger RNA of Aplysia californica (California sea hare), 2174 nucleotides long. RefSeq names its product PR domain zinc finger protein 1. Gene Ontology annotation, cellular component: nucleus. The record is from RefSeq and is a predicted model, not a curated record. Gene Ontology annotation, biological process: regulation of DNA-templated transcription. Gene Ontology annotation, molecular function: protein binding. Lineage: Eukaryota; Metazoa; Mollusca; Gastropoda; Aplysiida; Aplysiidae.